UCUUUUUUUUUUCUAACGGGAACGGAAAAGAGGACAGAAGAAUAAAUAAGGUUAUGUUCAACAACUUAAGGAUUUUAAAUUUAAAAUGUGUAUAAAUUAAAUUUAUUUUAAUUUUCGUUGGACAAGAUGGUGAAACUAUCUAAUGCACGUGUUAAUUUUAAUCCAAAAUUACUGAAAAAGCUUACACAGAAGGAAAACUCUGGAGUGGAAGUUCAUACAACAGUUCAACAUUUAGCAAUAUACCCACAUCAAUUAAAUAAUUUCAAUGAUUCUGUUAAAGGACUGUUGAAUGCGAAAAUAGCUAAAUACAAUAAAACAUUUAACGGUAUUUUGCUUGGCUACAAAAACAUUAAACUACUAAAAGAUGGUGGAGUUAUUCAAGAUGAUUCAUACUACAUCCACUUCGACUUGCAAGCUGAUUUCUAUAUUUUCAAACCUGAAAUAGGCAAAAUUAUGGAAGGUGUUGUGAAAAGAAAAAGUAAAGACCAUAUUGGAGCUCUUGUAUAUGAAGCAUUCAAUGUCUCAAUCCCAUUAACAAGUGAUGAUGAUGAAGAAGAAUUAGGGAAUACAGUGAAGGUGGGAGAUACAGUUACUUUUCAGAUAAUAUAUAUCAAUCUUACCUCACGUUUGCCGUAUAUUCGUGGAAGACUUAUGUCAGAAACAACUGAAACAGAAACAAAUGAAAUAUCAGAAAUAAAAAUAAAGAAAAGGAAGAAGAAAUCUAAAACGGAAACAACUGAAACAGAAACAAAUGAAACAACAGAAACAAAAGUAAAGAAAAAGAAAUCUAAAACCAAAGAGAAAAAAGUUGAAGAAAUGGAAGAUGAUUAGUAUGUGUUUUAUAUACAAUAAGAAAAAUAAACAUUUUGCUGUGAUUUACUUUCUACACUCUUGCAUUUAAUUUUUGUAUAUGAUCAAUAAGAACAUUCUUAAUAUAAUUAAUUUUCUAUUUA
Molecule: messenger RNA, 953 nt
Organism: Diabrotica virgifera virgifera (western corn rootworm)
Lineage: Eukaryota; Metazoa; Arthropoda; Insecta; Coleoptera; Chrysomelidae
Gene: Polr1F
Product: DNA-directed RNA polymerase I subunit RPA43
Exons: 3
Coding region: 127-831 (234 amino acids)
Biological process (GO): DNA-templated transcription initiation; DNA-templated transcription
Cellular component (GO): RNA polymerase I complex
Source: RefSeq, a predicted model, not a curated record